Messenger RNA from Cylicocyclus nassatus, 417 nucleotides. NCBI's taxonomy places the organism in Eukaryota, Metazoa, Nematoda, Chromadorea, Rhabditida, Strongylidae. The record is from the annotation of a GenBank genome assembly.
AUGGCACUUCACUUAAAUGCUUGUUUUGCACCGUUCCUCUUCAUAGCAGAAAUAAGCUGCUUGGUUUUGAAGUAUCCGUAUCUGCCAGUAACAUACAAGGUCAUAUUGGUGGCUGUUCUAUUUGUACACAUAUUGGUUGAGAUUGUAAGGCUAUUUCUUGGAAUUAUAGGCAAUCUAGGGGAGAAGAUUCCUGCGAUGUCCGGCUUUUGGACAUUAACGUUAAUUUUGCAACUUCCUGUCCAAUUAUUCUUAUUAUUCAACUGGGCAGUGGCUCCCGUUCCGCUGGAAACGAUAAUGCUGGGAAUACAUGGCGUUUUCCUACUGAUAGAGAUCGUCACCGGCUUCGUCGCUAUGAGAGCGAUGGCAGCCCAGCAGAUCAAAUUGUUCAAAGCAAUGAUCGAGGAAAGUGGAGGAUAA